AUGUGUACAAUAGGAGAAAAACAGAAAAAGAAGAAAAAGAAGAAAGGUAAACAAGAUAUUGAGGAUGACACAUUAAUACAAGAAACUGAUACACAACAACUAAACAAAAUUAACAAACAGUUAAAAGACAUAAACUUGAAGCUUUCAAAAGUGUACACAAAAGAUGAUGGUAGCUUAAGAGAUAUGAUAAAAAACAUGUUCAGUCAAAUGAAAGAAGAAAUGCUAUCAUCUGUUAGUAAAAGAAUCGACAUUCUUGAAGGAAAAUUAUUUGAAAAGGAAACUGAAAAUGAAGUUUUAAAACAAGAGGUUAAAGAGCUUGAAAAGGUACUAGAAAACCAAAAAAACGAAAAUGAAAAACUAGUCGAAGAAAUACGUAUAAACGAAAGGCAAACAAAAGGAAAAAUAAAUGAUCUCGAACAAUAUAGUCGAAUAAACAACCUUCGAAUUGACGGGAUUAAAGAAACAACUAAUGAAGACCAGCAACAAACGGAGAGAAAGGUUUUGAAUACCUUAAAUUCUUACAUGCCUAAAUUAAAACUAGAAAUAGAUGAUAUAGAAGUCGGUCACCGCUUAGGCAAACAAGAUGACAAAAAGCCAAGACAAAUAAUUGUUCAAUUCUGCUCGCGGGGCACAAAAGUAGAAAUACUAAAAAAUCGGAAACUAUUAAAGGGAUCAGGAAUUUACGUUAAUGAAGACCUUACUCGUUUGAAUCAACACGUUUUUACGUAUAUAAGGAAAAAACUGUCGGAUGAAGUGGAAGGUGUGUGGACUAGGAAUGGUAACAUUUUCUACAAAAAUAAAAUGGGAUCAGUUCACCGAGUUCAUUCUGAUGAAUACCAGACAUGGAUCGAUCUGCCUUGGCCGAUAGUAACACCAGACCAACUUAAACGUCCAGCAACCCACAAUGCAUGGUUAGCCCCAGUGAAAUUAACAAAGUAG
Molecule: messenger RNA, 939 nt
Organism: Ruditapes philippinarum (Manila clam)
Lineage: Eukaryota; Metazoa; Mollusca; Bivalvia; Venerida; Veneridae
Exons: 1
Coding region: 1-939 (312 amino acids)
Source: RefSeq, a predicted model, not a curated record